Pneumocystis carinii B80 is the source of this 854-nucleotide messenger RNA. Its product is annotated as Grx4 family monothiol glutaredoxin. Gene Ontology annotation, molecular function: 2 iron, 2 sulfur cluster binding. The record is from RefSeq and is a predicted model, not a curated record. The coding region runs from base 47 to 808 and encodes 253 amino acids. Lineage: Eukaryota; Fungi; Ascomycota; Pneumocystomycetes; Pneumocystales; Pneumocystaceae. The transcript is spliced from 5 exons.
GAGUGCGUGAAUCAUUAUAAAAACCUUGUAAAGAGGAUUAAAAGCCAUGGCAGAUGCAUCUACAACAAUUAGCGAAAUAGAAUCGACAGAGGAAUAUGAAAAGCUUAUUUCUUUAUGUGGAGAUCAAGUACUUGUGUUAAAUUUUUAUGCAGAAUGGGCAAAUCCAUGUAAAUAUAUGAAUAAUGUUUUUAAGGAGCUUUCAAUUAAGUUUUCUAAUAUAAAAUUUGCAAAUGUCAAGGCUGAAGAGCUUGAGGAAAUAUCAGAAUCAUUUGGGGUAACAGUUGUGCCAUUUUUUGUGAUUUUACAGUCAGGAAAAGUAUUGGGGAAGUUAUCUGGAGCAAAUCCAUCAGAAUUGACAGAAAUGGUUACUCGAUUUUCUACACAAUUACAUUUGCCGUUGGAGAAGCAGGGAUCGGGAGUAUCAACACAGGAAGUCGAAGGAAAAAGUCACAAUUUAUAUACAACACAUGAAAAGGACGAAAAUAUUGAUUUAACAAGUCGAUUAAAGAAAUUAGUUGAAGCAGAACCUAUUAUGCUUUUUAUGAAAGGCACACCAACAAAUCCUCAAUGUGGAUUUAGUAGACAGAUUGUAAAUAUUCUUAAUGAACACCAUAUUAAAUAUGGUUUUUUUAAUAUUCUUGCGGAUGAAAGGGUCAGAGAAGGAUUAAAAGAAUUUUCAGACUGGCCUACUUAUCCACAAUUAUAUAUUCGAGGAAAUUUUUGUGGAGGGCUUGAUAUUGUUCGUGAAAUGUUUAAUACAGGAGAAAUUCAACAACUUCUUCAACAAACAGACAUAUUAUCUACUUAAACUUUAUUAUUUAAAAAAUAUAUUUAUUAUAAUUGCAACUAAAACA